UGGUGCUCAUGGUAACCAUCGUAAACACCAUUCAUGCUCUCCUGCUCCUCCUCCUACUUUUUUCGGCUUUACAGCGUUACCAAAGCCGAUGAAAAUGACCAGCGUGGAUCACAGCGACGACCGCUAUUACGAAAAAAUAACAUCGAUUCAACAAAGCAUGAAUAAAAGGGAGAAACGAAGACUGGAGUUGGAGAGAGAACUAUUUGCCUACUCUAAAUCCGAUAAAAGAAUCUCACAGAUAAAGUGUUCCAAACUGCGCAGCUAUCUCAAGGAAAUCUCUGACAGGGAAGCACGAGCGAAAAUGAGAAACCUUGAGCUUCUGAGAGAUGUGGAGUGCAUAGAAAUUAACAUGAAGGAAUACAGUCCUAACCAUGGCACUCUGCAGCAACAAAAGGCAGAUGUUUUAAACAAGAUUUCCAAAUAUAUGGAAAAGAGGAUGACAAAAGAACGAGACCUUGAAGCAGCAAAGGAAGUACACAGACAUUACCAGGACAUCUCCUCUGCUAAUCCAGCUAAGGAUUUUACACAACCACCAACUUUAAUGGCACUGGACAGCCAGACCUCCACUGGGUCUGAUGUUGAUGCUGGUACCACAAGUGUACACUCACACCAGGCAUUGCAUCGCUCACCCAAUUGCAGCGUGCACUUCCGCGAAUGUCUACCAAGUGGCCUUUUGAAGGACUUCAGAGUUGGCGGAGAGGAUGCCGCCAGCAACCGAGCACAUUUAUCAGAUGACAUUUCAGGCUCAAACGAUUCCCCUGACGGCUGUAAUUUGAGUGACAAACAUGAAAGAACGAUGGCAGUGCUCCCAUCUGUUCGUGCCUUAACAAACGCAGCUGGGAAUGUGCGUUCUGGAAGUGAUGAUGAACAAGAACCUUCACCUCUGGUGACCUUGACGGGGCAUGAGGAGAAUCUGUCUCCCACCGGCAGAGGCCCUCUGGGGGCUAACAAUCCCCAUGCACAACACACAGACUCCCAAGAGCUGACUCAUCGGCCACCCGCAUUGGGAGAUACAGAGAAAGUUCCCUGCCACUUGAUGUCUCAAAGUACCACUGGAAAAAAAUCUCAAGGUCCGCCAGAUCCAAGAAGUUGUGAGAGCACACCAAGUUCAGAUGUGAAGCUGUCUGUAAGCAGUGCUACUGACCUGUCCAUUUCUCUGACCCAGUCUGAGCUGGAUGAAGAUCUACCAGAGAGUGAAGCACUUGAUAAGUCCACAGCCUCUGAUGGAGCUGAUGAUCACAGUCAGAACAGUCCUGAAUCUUCUUUCCACUCUGAAGUGUCCAAAAAUGCAUCUCCAAAGUUGAACUUGGAAAGACUUUCCCAGAAAGGACUCUUCAACUUGCUAGACUGCAUUGAAGGACGGCUUCAUGAUGAACAGACCAAUGUGUAUGAUAACCCUUCGAUUGAUAAAAAGCAACUCGACAGAGUUAUCAGCCUUUGUAACAGCGGAGCAGGCUUGAAUGACGAGGACCUUAAAACAUGUGGAGCAGUCGUCGUUCAUGAGCUUCAGAGGUUGUCAUGGAGCACAAUGAAGGGCUGCCUUCUACCACAGGAUCUAGUGAGUGCUCACCGGUCCAACACUGAACCAAAUGAAAUAAGUGCCAGCCUCCCUCCUGAUGCUGCUCAGCUGUGGGAUCGCUGGUUCAAGCACGCCCUUCUGCUCAAGGAGCGCCAUGUCCUCAGCACUGAGCACUUGGUCCAGCUGUUCACGCCACUGUUACUGGAGCGCCAUGCCACCUACAGCCACCAGGCCAAAGUGCUGCUGAGGACACUUCUGUCCCGGUCCAGUGAGGAGUGCCCCUCAGCGGAGGACGAGAGUGACUUGUCUUCCUCCUGUGGCCCUUCGUCUCUGCCGGCUGAUUGUGGAAAUGUGAAGCCAGUACAAGAACGGAUCCAAGAACUACAAAGUACUGAAGAGGACAGCCACGACGAAAGCCCUGUGGAAAGUGUUCCUAUUAGAGAGACAAAAGCAUAUCAGUUACUUAAACAAUCAGCCAUGCAGGACAGGCUGCAGAGUUCUAAAGAGGUUGAUGAUGAUGAUGAUGAUGACGAAGAGGAGGAGGAGGAUAGCCCAUCAGGGAUAAAUCAUGGACAUGAAGAGGACCUGGGGAGGGCCAAACGCUCCUCACAUCAAGACCCUUACCCUCGGCGAUGCAUGCAGGUCUCUGACAACUCGGUGGGAGGAGAGAUUAAAGGGUGAGAGGAACAUGAGCUGAGAGAAAGGAGGGAAGCUAAAGAGAAAGCAGGAGACAGAGAGACAGUAUCAGACAAAGAGUUGACACCUGAGAGUAUUCCUUUAUCAAAUUAUAUAAAUGAAGUGACAUGUGUAUAGGCAAAAAAAAAGAUAUUUAAGGACGAUAAGUCAUGUGGCAGCACAGCUUAUACAAGAUGCACUUCUGUGGUUAUUUAGGUCUCAGUAGCACAAUAACCACACAAGGACAUGAACAUACAAAACAUGUUUUUACUGCCAUAUUUCUUCAUCCCUCAUAUAUUGUGAUAAUGUAAUAAAAAAUUAAAUAACUACGCAAAAACAAACAGGACUGACUGUAGAGGAAGACAGCAUUUUGAGAUGCUGACCAGAGGAGGUCACUGUCCUUCACUUGCAGAAAAAGCUUUGUAGGGUAUUAGAAAAAGAUCUAUGCUAAUGCAUAUAUACUCUCUGAACUUGCCUUGUUUGGGUUUUAAUUACUCAUUAAAGCAAUAUCAAGGAGACAAGUCAAUACAAAAUCAGUGUCUUUGUAAGUAAUUAGCUGUGAUAUGGUGGGAAAAGAGAAAAUAUAUUAAAUAUAUCUUUACUGCUGUUGGGUGGAUUGUUUUGUGUGUGGGUAUACUAGACACAUUUGCAAUAAAGACUAUGUUUAUUAAGAGGAGUGAUCUGCCCUUCAACUAUCCCCUGCACUAGAAUGCCAGCAGUCAGGAGGAGGGUCUGUGUUGAAAUCAUCACACAAAUGCCUCUUCCUCUUAGUUGCAGUACUUACUCGUUGCCAGCAGAGAGCACUCACACGUUAGGGAGUGCCCACUCACAGUGCACUCACAGUUGUCUCUCACUGUUUGCCCCCACUGAGGGCUAUAUCCUGCUACCAUUCAGGCCCGUUAGAGUACAUCUAAACGAAGCCUAAACAAUGUUUCUGUGGGGUCAUAGCUGGGAUGGGAGUAGGAGUUGAUGGGAAUGAUGAGGUGAUGGGUCUCCCUUUACCUUUAGACAAGCACCGCUGCGCAAAAGUGCUAUUGUGCUAUUAGCAUUUGUGUGUGGGUGGCAGGAGCUUAAAAAAAGCCAGGGUAAAUAAAAGCAGUUUUCCAGCUAACGUUGUGUCCAAGCUCCAGUUUAAUGCUUGAUAAGCACUAUUUCUCCAGACCGUGCACACACUUUCUUACCAUUUUUAGGUUUAUUGGCCAAAUCUUAAAAAAAAA
Messenger RNA from Sphaeramia orbicularis (orbiculate cardinalfish), 3411 nucleotides. It is a transcript of the gene kiz, whose product is annotated as kizuna centrosomal protein. The record is from RefSeq and is a predicted model, not a curated record. Lineage: Eukaryota; Metazoa; Chordata; Actinopteri; Kurtiformes; Apogonidae. Gene Ontology annotation, biological process: spindle organization. Gene Ontology annotation, cellular component: centrosome. Bases 89 to 2200 code for a protein of 703 amino acids. The transcript has 14 exons.